Messenger RNA from Didymosphaeria variabile, 681 nucleotides. RefSeq lists its product as uncharacterized. The record is from RefSeq and is a predicted model, not a curated record. Gene Ontology annotation, molecular function: RNA binding. Lineage: Eukaryota; Fungi; Ascomycota; Dothideomycetes; Pleosporales; Didymosphaeriaceae. Bases 1 to 681 code for a protein of 226 amino acids. The transcript is spliced from 4 exons.
AUGUCCGACCGCGAACAUGAUAUACCCCGCGAGGAAGAUGAGCGCCGCUACGACGAUGAUCGUCUCGAGGACCGACUAGAUGACCCCGUUGACGACCGCACCGACAGAGCACCCGAGGGUGAGCAAAACGACGAGGAAAUUGACGCAAUGAAGCGCCGAGUUCUCGAGAUGGAGGAAGAAGCCGCGAAGUUGCGCCAAAUGCAACAGAGUUCCGACAUGGAACGCCACGACCUACGCGAAAACAGAGAGGACGUUGACGCGCGAAGCGUCUUCGUAGGAAACGUGGAUUACGAAGCAUCGCCCGAGGAGAUACAGGCGCACUUCCAAGAGUGUGGCAGCAUUAAUCGCGUUACCAUUCUACUGGACAAGUUCACGGGGCAUCCUAAAGGGUAUGCGUAUGUGGAGUUCACUGAACCCAAUCUCGUCGAGCAGGCGCUCGUUCUAAACGACAGCAUAUUCCGCGGCCGCAACCUCAAGGUUGUACCAAAGCGCACCAACCUACCCGGCAUGUCUCGGGGGCGUGGCGGUCGUGGUGGAGGUGGGCGCGGCGGAGGAGGCUACGGCGGUCGCGGCUCUCCCUAUGGCGGACGCGGCGGUGGCGGCGGCGGCUACGGUCCUCCUCGAGGCGGCGGCUACCGGGGUGGAUACCGCCCCAGGGCAUCCGGAUACCGUCCCUACUAG